Molecule: messenger RNA, 1210 nt
Organism: Ochotona princeps (American pika)
Lineage: Eukaryota; Metazoa; Chordata; Mammalia; Lagomorpha; Ochotonidae
Gene: SPRING1
Product: SREBF pathway regulator in golgi 1
Exons: 5
Coding region: 160-777 (205 amino acids)
Biological process (GO): positive regulation of SREBP signaling pathway
Source: RefSeq, a predicted model, not a curated record
CUCCGGGGGCCUGUCGGGAGCUGGACUUGGACUGUAGCUUCCGAGGCCGGCGCUCCCCGAGAGGCAUGGAGCUAGUAGACGUGUAAGGGGCCAUGCCGCCGGGUGUUCGGGCCUGUCACGCUUCGCCCCCCGGCCGCCGCGCCCCGCGUCCGCGCCGGGAUGGUGAACUUGGCGGCCAUGGUGUGGCGCCGGCUGCUGCGGAAGAGAUGGGUGCUUGCCCUGGUCUUCGGGCUGUCGCUCGUCUACUUCCUCAGCAGCACCUUGAAGCAGGAGGAGAGGGCAGUGAGAGAUCGGAGUCUCCUCCAGGUUCAAGACCAUGAUCAGCCCAUUCCUUGGAGAGUGCAGUUUAACUUGGGCAAUAGCAGUCGGCCAAGCAAUCAGUGUCGCAACUCCAUCCAGGGGAAACACCUCAUCACAGACGAGCUGGGCUAUGUUUGUGAGAGGAAGGACCUGCUGGUGAACGGCUGCUGUAACGUCAACGUCCCUGGCACGAAGCAGUACUGCUGCGAUGGCUGCUUGUCCAACGGCUGUUGCAGCACCUACGAAUACUGCGUCUCCUGCUGCCUGCAGCCCAACAAGCAACUUCUCCUGGAGCGCUUCCUCAAUCGGGCAGCCAUGGCUUUCCAAAACCUCUUCAUGGCGGUGGAAGAUCACUUCGAAUUGUGCCUGGCUAAAUGCAGGACCUCAUCCCAGAGUGUGCAACAUGAGAACACCUACCGGGACCCCAUAGCAAAGUUCUGCUACGGAGAGAGCCCACCCGAGCUGUUCCCUGCAUGACAGGUGCUGCAGGCUUGGGGAGCAGGAGUGAGGAAGCCCCCGCUGUUGAACUUGGCACCUGGAGCUGGACUGUAGCAUUGAGGCAAGAAGACAGGCAGCGCGAGGAGACCUUGGCUGUGACCGUCCUUGUCACUUGCUACCUGGGCACCAUCAGAUGGACGUCCUUCUAUGAAGCAUCCUGGAGUCCCCACUGGUCUGGUUCCCCAAGGACUGACUGCGGACUUGGCAUGGCCAGCGGCCUUCUGAGAAGACAAUGGGCUGUGUGGGAACCUGUGACUUGUGCUUGUCUGGGGCCAGGUGUUCACCUCCAACAGUUUUCACUUAGGACUCUGUAAAAUUAUUUAUUGGAUUUCUUUGGAAUAAUGGAAAAAUUAUAUUGUUUUAUGUAGGAGCAUACCUUGUUGCUCUAGUCAAAUACAUUCAAGGAGAUUUU